ACCAGCUUCUACCUUUCCUGUGUGACAGGCGAGCGGAACGUGAGCCUCCUUCUUGAGAGAGACAACAGAAUUGUCAUGACCCCACCAAAGUCCAAGUUCCAGAUCUACAAGAACAGCAGCAAUGAGGUGCAGAUGCGUGGCUUCUCCCGGGCGGACCUGGUGGGCAUCACAUACUGCUUGGGACAGACCCAGACAGAGCAAACCAGGGUAGUGUAUGUGCAUAACAACAUGAACGCCAACCUGGUCCCAGAAAAGGCAACACAGACAGUCAGCCUCUUCCAGUCAGCUGAGCUUGUUGCCAAGAUAAAGCAUGAAAAGAACACAGAUAUUUUAUGGAAAAGGAAUGGCUCCUUCUAUCAGACCACAGACAAGGGUGAGGUGAAGGGGAACCGAUUCACUCUGUUCCUGCCAUCUGUGAGAAUGGCGGAUGGUGGGGUUUACAGUGCCUCGUUCAUGGGGGACAGCCCCUUGUCAAGCGCUUCCUACAGGCUAAUUGUGCGAGGUUGUGCAGCGAAGAAAUGGGGUGUCCUUUGUGACAAGGACUGUUCUGACUGCCUGAAUGGAGGCAUAUGCCACCACAUCGUGGGAGAAUGCAUCUGCCCACCAGGUUUCAUGGGUACCCGCUGCGAAAAAGCUUGUAGGGAAGGCAGGUUUGGGCGGAACUGCCAGGAACAGUGUCCAGGUGAGCAGGGCUGCAGGGGGCUGGCCUUCUGCCUGCCUGACCCAUAUGGGUGUUCCUGUGCUGCUGGAUGGAGUGGUCCCCAGUGUAGUUCAGCUUGUAACCAUAGGACAUUUGGCCCUGACUGUGCCCUGGACUGUCACUGCCAAAAUGGAGGCACCUGUAACCGGUUCAGUGGAUGUAUUUGCCCAUCUGGUUGGCAUGGACAGCGUUGUGAGAAGUCAGACCGGAUUCCCCAGAUCAUCAACUUGGUCUCCCACCUUGAGUUUAACCAAGGCUCUCAGCCUGUAGUUAGCUGUAUGGCAACAGGCAACCCACUCCCUGUGCGUGACAGCAUUGAACUGCGGAAGGCUGAUGGGACAGUGCUCACGCCCAUCAAAGCUAUAAUGGAAAAGGAUAUGACUACCUGUGAAUUUCGAGUGCCGCCACUUGUCCUCUCUGACACUAACUUCUGGGAAUGUCGUGUCUCUACCACAGGUGGGCAGGAUAGUGGCAAGUUCAAGGUCACUGUAAAAGUACCUCCUGUCCCACUCAGCCCUCCCAGGCUUCUAGCUAAGCACAGUCGGCAGCUUGUGAUAUCCCCUGUGGAACAUUUCUCGGGUGAUGGACCUAUCACCUCUGUCAAGGUUCUUUACAGGCCAAAUGAUGACACAUCUCACUGGUCAUCUAUUGUAGUUGACAAUAUCCAGAAUAUCACCCUGAUGAACCUCCGACCUGUCACCGCCUAUCUUGUUAAGGUUCAGCUAACACGCCCUGGAGAUAGAGGAGAAGGUGCCAUGGGACCUCAAGCUGUCAUGGUAACAGAAUGCCAAGAGCCAACAGCCAAACCUGUGAUUGAAAGUUCCUUUGUUGAAGGAAGAAAUACACUUUAUGUGAACUGGAAUUUACUCAAUAGUGACAAUGUGGCCACCGGGUUUCUGGUCCGGCUCUAUGACUCAGCUAAGGUGCUCGUACAUCAGGAAAACAUCUCGUCCAUCAUCGUACAGUCUGCCAGGAUUCCAAACUUGAAGUUCAACAAGGACUACAGCCUGGAGGUGCUAGCCUAUCACUGUACCAGACUAGGACCUCCUUCUGACCUGUACAAAGUCAAGAUCAAUAGCAAAGGCCCCUCAUCCCCGCGUUCUCUCUCAAUGGAGCCCCUCGCUGACAGCACCAUCCAGCUCACCUGGAAGCCCCCCGAGUACCCCAAUGGUGGCAUCAUCAAGUACACUGUGGAGGUGCAAAAGCUGGGGGGUAACAGUGAGCCUCAGUGGGUGGACACAGACAACAACUGGGAGACUACAAAGAUCAUCACGAGGCUCAACGCCAGCACAUCCUACCAAUUCCGGGUACGAGCCAAUUCUCAUGUGCCAGGCGAGUGGAGCAAGCCUGUGAGAGCUGCGAUUCUAGACGAUGGAGCCCUAAGCCAAGUGCCUACUCUGGAGAGCAAGAACUUGUCCCCAUCCAAUCUGGACCAGCAGUUACUAUUAGCCAUUGUGGGUUCUGUCUCCGUCACCUGCCUGACAAUACUCUUUGCCCUCCUCGCUCUUUUCCUCAUCAAGAAAAACUUCUUCCACCGGCGUCGCACUUUCACUUACCAGUCAGGAUCCGGGGAAGAGACCAUUCUGCAGUUCAACUCAGGCACGCUGACCCUGACGCGCCGGCCAAAACCGCAGCCUGAGCCACUCAGCUACCCUAUUCUGGAAUGGGAAGACAUCAAGUUUGAGGACAUGAUAGGGGAAGGGAACUUUGGGCAGGUCAUCCGGGCCAUGAUCAAGAAAGACGGCCUCCGAAUGAAUGCAGCCAUCAAGAUGCUGAAGGAAUUUGCCUCCGAGAAUGACCACCGGGACUUUGCUGGAGAACUAGAAGUCCUUUGCAAGCUGGGCAACCAUCCCAAUAUUAUAAACUUGCUGGGGGCCUGUGAGAAUAAAGGUUACCUGUAUAUCGCUAUAGAAUAUGCACCCUAUGGGAACUUGCUGGAUUUUCUGCGCAAGAGCCGAGUUCUAGAGACAGAUCCUGCUUUUGCCAGGGAGCAUGGGACAGCAUCAACCCUCACAUCGCAGCAGCUCUUGCAGUUUGCAUCUGACGUGGCCAAAGGCAUGCAGUAUUUGAGUGAGAAACAGUUCAUUCACAGAGACCUGGCUGCCAGGAACAUCCUUGUGGGAGAGAAUCUGACCUCCAAGAUUGCUGACUUUGGCUUGUCCCGGGGGGAGGAGGUCUAUGUAAAGAAGACAAUGGGCCGCUUACCAGUUCGCUGGAUGGCCAUUGAGUCCUUGAAUUAUAGUGUAUACACAACCAAGAGUGACGUAUGGUCAUUUGGGGUCCUCUUGUGGGAAAUUGUCAGUCUGGGAGGGACACCAUACUGUGGCAUGACAUGUGCAGAGCUCUAUGAGAAGCUGCCCCAAGGAUACCGCUUGGAAAAGCCCCUCAACUGUGAUGAUGAAGUGUAUGAGCUAAUGCGCCAGUGCUGGCGGGACCGGCCCUACGAACGCCCACCCUUCUCCCAGAUCUCGGUGCAGCUCAUCUGCAUGCUGGAAGCCAGGAAGGCCUACGUGAACAUGGCCUUGUUUGAGAAUUUCACCUAUGCAGGGAUUGAUGCAACAGCUGAGGAGGCCUGAGGGGC
Messenger RNA from Euleptes europaea (tarantolino), 3281 nucleotides. RefSeq names its product tyrosine kinase with immunoglobulin like and EGF like domains 1 (gene TIE1). NCBI's taxonomy places the organism in Eukaryota, Metazoa, Chordata, Lepidosauria, Squamata, Sphaerodactylidae. The record is from RefSeq and is a predicted model, not a curated record. The coding region runs from base 76 to 3276 and encodes 1066 amino acids. The transcript has 22 exons. Gene Ontology annotation, cellular component: signaling receptor complex. Gene Ontology annotation, biological process: protein phosphorylation; positive regulation of kinase activity; multicellular organism development. Gene Ontology annotation, molecular function: protein binding; ATP binding; transmembrane receptor protein tyrosine kinase activity.